CGCCUUGUCCCGAGUCGACCAAUCUUCACCACGUGUAAUACGACAUGGACAGCGACAACGAAGUCUACGAAAAUGCACCAGAAACCAAGCGGUUCAAGUACCAGUCGUACAGUAGGAGCCUCAAAGAUGUCCAUCUUCCUUCAGCUCUAGAACAAUCAAAAAAGGACCACGACUUUGAAGACUCCGAGUCUCACUUCCGAGAUGCUUUGUCCCACUGGAGACAACUGAACCUCUCUCCUUCCUUCAUCGGUUUUGCGAAUAAGGCGUCGUCGCUGUCUGCUUCCCUUCCGCUUCUCCUUCACAACUGGCGCGAGGUUGUCGGAUUGUGGAUUUCAGCUUUAAAGAGCUCCGAUGACGAGGGAUUUAAAGCUCUUUUGGACCUUCUUCAAAAGAUGAUUAUCGACCUUCGAUCUACAUUGUCACCUGCGUAUACCGAUAUCCUAAGGGAGCUGCUCGCGCUUCUCCCUCGAUCCAUACCUGCGGAAGCUCUGACGAGUUUGCUGUCGACCUUCUCCCUCAUCUUCAAGCAUCUUCUUGUCUCAUCAACAGACCCGAACUUACUCGAACAGACCUGGACAGUUAUGCGUAAUAUUUUACCCAAAUGUCUCCCAGAAAUACAGAGGGCUAUGGCUGAGGUGUUGGGUGCUCUUUUAAGGAGACUAAAAGUCCCAUUACGGGAGAAAAUAGCAGUACUUGUAGCCACCGAUGUUACAGGAAUUGACGACGCGGUAGCGUGGCUAUUUGUUUGCGCGUGCAAGUCUGUGUCACAAACCCUGCACACGGCUACCCAGUCCAUCAUAAAGCCAUUAUUAGCGUUCCACAUGUCAUGCGAUAUCGCUGAGCCUACGUAUACACUACUUCGUCGCAUCCUGACAGCCCUGAUACAUCAUGUCAAAAAUAGCGAGAAAUUCUCACCCAUCGGCGAUCUACUCGUCUCUACCUUCACAGAUUUCAUGUCGGAGCAGAAUGCAGAUAAUUCUGAAGGGCGUCAACGUGUCAUUGAAAUAUUGUCUGUGUCGUGCUCAGUACGACAAGGAUCUCGACAUACAGAGAAACACCUGUCACAGCUAUUGACAGCAGCAAAUUCGAUACCAAUUACUGAGGCAGUCCGACCCUCUUUACUGAAGCUAUCCGCAGCGGUGCUAACAGCUGGUGAUAUGGCCCUAUCAAUGGGACUCGGACGUCGAUUCUUGGAGCAUUGUUGGGACCAUCCAGUGUUUGCUAUAGAGCUGCAUGGAGCACUUGCCGAUCUUGGCUGGGGAGGAUGGAAGAUGAUCGCGCUACCCACGUUGUUGAAGAAGACGCCUCUUCUUUUGGAGAACGAGCCCGUUCGCACAUUACAGCUUCUGGCUUCCGUGCACAAGGAGAAAAGGUUGGGUGAAAUCGAUCUGGUGUGGAAGCAACGCGUCGAACAAUGGGUGAAGAACAGACUCCAAAAUUGGGUUAUGUCUCGAGAAUCAGCUUUAGAGCUGCAGUUUAUCGUCAUCCUUUCUGGAUACUUAUCUGCUGAGGUUACCCCUCUUAUUAUCAGUAUUGUUGACUCCUUAUGUAACGCCGAUCCCGAGCCAGACACCCGAAGUGAUAGCUUUCCGUCGCCGUCUUGGGUCCUUGGGCUAUGCCUACCAUAUCUGUCAAAAAGACCACAAGAGGAACUGAGAGAUCGUGUUCAAAUGAAGGCGUGGACACAAAAGUGUGUGGCCAAGUGGUAUUGGUCUCCUAGUGUCGUCAGUGGCCUCGUUUCCUUUACCAACCAAAGUGAUGGGGAUGCUGCCGACUUCGAAGAAUUGUAUCCUUUUCUGCGAAAAUCGAUUCUCUCGCACGACUUACAACUCCGCUUGAAUGCGUUGCGUCUUCUUGCGUCUCCUGCAAUCAAAGUUCCUGAUACUGUCCUGGAGGUCGUCAAACGCUGCCUUCAAAGUGAAGAAGUGUCGUUGGACGUUCAGGGCCUCCGAGAACGCGUUUUACGUAUGGGUAGAGUAGGGCAGAUUGUGACAGAUGGAAAUAGCGGACCAGACUUGUGCGUUCGGUGGCUAGUAGCUCAGUUAAAGGUUAACCUUCGGCCACUCUGGUCGCCGGCGGCCGGCGCAAUAGCAUCUCUAACUCAGCAAUUUGGUGGCGAUGUAUGGAGUAUUCUAUUUAAAGAAGUUCAGGAAGUUUCUCAGCCAGACUAUUGGGAUAAUAUAAAGUCUUCAAAGGAUGAUGAACAUGAGGGAGGUGACGAUAUAUGGGAAGAGGAACGGUCGUGGAGAGAUCCUAGUGCUCAUAAGUUCAGAUUAUCAGUGUAUCAGUGGUCGAGCAGCUCUCUGAUUCCUUCGAAAUCAUCACAAUCUUCGACAGUUCGUGAAAACUUAGAUGUCCGUUCCUACGAGACACAGCUCGUGACAACAUUAGGACAGUGCUCUUCGCUUGCUGAAAAGCACAACCACGAUCUCAUCUCGUACUUCUUGUCCAUCAUCGACGCCGACUCCAAGUCCAAGUUGCCACGACAGAAGCUCGCUCUCUGGCUAACUUUGUUCUCAAAAUUCACUAAUCCUAAAGCCCUCUAUGCAACCGAUAAACUCCGAGACCUCUAUUUCUCCCUUCUGUCACACCCCGAUCGUUCCCUCCAAACUGUCGUGCUAUCGUGCAUUUUGAACUACAAAUCGCGUUCACUUUCUUUGUAUGAAGACAAGCUUCGACUCCUGUUGGAUGAUACGCAGUGGCGCGAUGAACUUACCUCGCUCAGUCUCGCCGAGAUUGAACCUCAUGACCGUCGCGAGGUUAUAGACGUAGUUGUGAGGUUACUCUUUGGAAUAAUGCUCGAGAAUAGGGGCCGAUCGCGGGGUUAUGACCGUCGGACUACAAUUUUGGGAGUGCUAGAUGGUUGCACUGAAGAGGAGCUAGGAUUACUGGUAGAUCUGAUGGUGAAGCCAUUCAUCGCCGACAGGCAUUCUCAUCAAGGGGAGAUGUUCACUGUCCAUUCCGUGGGACAGGUGUUGGAGAAACAGCAGAUGGGAUUUUUGACCCUUCUCGGCGACCUGUUGAAAAUUUUGGGACCGCGGUUGAUAUCAUAUUGGCCUGCUUUGCUGGGCACUACGAUCAAUAUCGUGAGCGGCGCUCAGACAAAGUUGUCCUGUUCCAAUCAAGUAGCCGAUAAUUCCGACGAUGAAGUCGAUGAUCAGGACGAGAAAGCUGUAGAUGGUUUAUCGGUGGUGAAGGCGACCCGGGCUAUACGACAACUUGGAAUCAAACGCUUUUCCGAUUUCUUCCAAUGUCCAAUAUCGUUCAACUUUGAACCAUAUCUGCACGCAUCAUUUAAUUCAUUCAUUUCACCGCGGAUACCGUUACUUGACAAGGAAAAUACCCAAUCUCCUUCCGCUCUUCUGGAUCUUUUCUUCAUAUGGUCCAAGUCUUUCGAUCAUGCAAUGACCCUUGUUCGUCACGACACACAGCUCUUACCACAGAUAUACAACUGUCUCAUAGCUACCAAUGUGAAACCGGCGGUCACGUCCAGAAUCCUCGAUAUUAUUGAAAGGCUUCUGUCUCUCUCUACGGAAGAGCCGGCUAUCCUUGAGUCGAUCCUCAAGCCCCAUCUGCCCCUUCUACUCACCAAUAUGUCAAUACUGAUUGAACGCAAGAAAGGCUCCGAAGACCCGCUGGCGGAAAGACAAAUCACUGUUCUUUCUCAGCUUGCGCCCUACUCGACCAACGCUGAAGAAGCCAAAAUGCUGCUCCAUCUUUUUUCCCCCUCCCUUCGCAAAUCAUCCAGAGUGGUUCCUGAGAAAGUCAAGACUGACCUGCUCACUAUUAUCAGCCAUCUCAUACCAUUAGUCCCAGAACUAAAAGAUAAUUCCUCCACCGAAUAUUUCAAACUGUAUGAGGCGCUGUCCCAAAUGUUCCUGACUCUCCGAUCUCGGAAUGCCCGAGUCAGACUUGUGGCCGCGUUUCAGAGUCUCGUAGCAGGCAGCAGGACCUUACAAAGUUUCAUAGGUCUAUUGCAGUCAUUAAACUCUUACUCAACAAAACGUUUGGACGAACCUGAUUUUGACCGUCGUCUCAAGGCAUUCGCUGAGUUGAACGACAGUGUAUUUACUACCUUGUCUUCUGGUGAUUGGGUUCCUUUCGUCUACCAGUCUCUCUACAGCAUCCAGGAUCCCGACGAGCUUGCUAUACGCAAUAGCGCAGCCCAUUCUCUGCGGCAUUUUAUAGAUCAGGUAGCCACCCGCGCACCCGAUUUUGUUGCCUCGUUUUCGCGAAUCCUGUUUCCCGGCUUAAAACACAGUCUCAGGUCGAAGAACGAGUUAGUUCGGGCUGAGGUUUUGGGUGUGUUGGCGUACACCGUCACGACAUGUGGCGAUAAUGCUGCUGUGCAGGAUAUGCGGAUAUUAUUAGCAAGUGGUGACGAAGAAGCCAAUUUUUUCAACAACAUCCAACAUGUCCAGAUUCAUCGAAGGUCUAGAGCUCUUCGACGCCUAGCCGACCAGUGCGAUGAGCACCCCCCUCGCAACAGCACACUCUCAGGCAUUCUCAUUCCAUUAAUUGCACACUACCUUGUGCCUACUUCACCUUCGAACCAUCAUCUGGUAAACGAUGCUAUUACGGCGGUUGGCCGACUGGCAAAGCACUUGGCGUGGGGUGCAUACUAUGCCCUCAUUCAGUCCUAUAUGCGUCUCUCCAAAGCCAGAGAUGAGUCUGAGAAGACCUACGUUCGCACCCUCGUUGCCCUUCUCGAUAACUUCCAUUUUUCGAUGGACGAACAAGCGAUGUCAGAAGGCAUUGAGGACGAUGAGGCCAGUGAAGAGGGGCCCCCCAAUAGUUCGACACCUUUGAAAAAUACCUCUCGAAUCUCUGAUGCCGUCAAUAACCGCCUCCUUCCUGAUCUCCUGAAAUUCAUUGAAUCUCGCGACUCCACUACAGAGGACAUUACACGUAUCCCAAUCUCCAUUGGUAUCGCAAAGGUGGCUUUGCACCUUCCUCUCUCUCUGGGUGAGCCUCAGAUAACUAGGCUUCUCACCGUGACUUGCCAGAUCCUUCGCAGCAAGUCUCAGGAGACGCGUGAUGCAACGCGUGAUGCUCUCGCUCGCAUAUCAGUAACACUAGGACCCAAAUAUCUUUCUCUGAUAAUCCAAGAGCUGCGUGGCGCACUUUUGAGAGGACCUCACUUGCACAUCCUUUCCUAUACGACACACGCGCUCCUCGUACAUGUCACAUCACCAGAGCAUGCGUCUGUCUUUCAUACACUAGAUGAUUGUGUGAACGGCGUUGCCCAUAUCUCCGCUGAAGUCAUAUUUGGUGAAUCGGGAAAGGAUGUUCGCGCUGAGGACUUCAAGACAAAAAUGCGAGAAGUGCGUGGGUCGUCGUCCAAAGGCCUGGAUUCGUUUUCGAUAUUGGCCAAAUACGUCACGCCGCCUUAUAUCAGCGGCCUCCUUUCCCCAUUGCGCUCCAUCAUGAGAGAAACAGAAUCGGCGAAGGUGAUGCAGCUGGUCGAUGAAGUUAUCAAACGCAUUACGACCAGCCUCAAUAUGAAUACGCACUUAAUACCGACCGAACUUUUGUUACUCAGCCACACUCUCAUUACUCAGAACGCUCAAUUCCUCCAAGAAGCUCCUUCACGUAAAAAAUUCAAAGCCAAGAUUAAGGACGAUAUCGUUGUUCAGCUGAAGCGGCAGGUUACGAUCGAGAAUGAUCAUUAUAGCAGUAAUUCCUAUCGCUUUGUUGUCUUUGGGCUUGAAUUGUUCAACACCGCGUUGCGAUGGAACCGUUUUGAUUUCAGGGACACGGGUAUAAUAUCAAGGCUUGAGUCGAUGGUCGUGACGAUUGGGAAUACUCUAUAUUCGACCAGUUCUCCCGUCUUGAUGUCAGGAGUCAGAUGUGUGGCCGGCUUGGUCAAAUGUCCCCUGAAAUCCAUGGACAAAUCACUUCCGGUUUUCAUCAAGCAGAUACUAGAUAUCGUCCGGUUAGCUGGCAACACAGAGUCAGAGCUUGUCCAAGUGGCUUUGAAGUCUUUGGCCACCAUCAUACGUGAUAGGCCGGCUGUAGAUGUGAAAGAAAAGGAUCUCAUAUUUUUGUUGGAAGUUCUUUCUCCGGAUCUCGAGGAACCUUCUCGGCAAGCAACGGUGUUCACUCUGCUUCGCGCUAUAGUGUCUCGAAAAUUCGUGGUGCCCGAGAUCUAUGAUCUUAUGGAGAAGGUAUCGGAAACGAUGGUGGCUAGUCAAUCCCCCCAGGUCCAAGAACUUUGCCGAGGCGUGCUUCUCCAGUUUUUGCUGGACUAUCCACAGGGAAAAGGGAGACUGCGAAACCAAAUGACAUUCCUUGCCAAGAAUCUUUCCUAUGUUCACGAAAGCGGAAGGAAAUCUGUCUUGGAACUUCUAGGUGCCGUCGUAACAAAGUUUCAAUCCAUGUUGGUGUGGGAGUAUGCUGACCUACUUUUCGUUGCGCUUGUAAUGGUCAUUGCCAAUGAUGACUCUGCGAAGUGCACCGAAAUGGCUGCCCAACUCAUCAAGUCGCUUUUAGGACGACUGGACGAUGAGCAUCGUGAGGUCAUUCUAUCACAUCUUCAUGCAUGGGCCUCCCAGGAAUCGCAACCUCGCCUUACACAGGUUUCUUCCCAAGUAUACGGUCUCUUUGUGGAUGCAUUGCAGGCCGCGGCUUCACGCCACGUUCCAGCCAUAUUGCAGGAUGCAAAUCUAUCUUUGCAGAGGUCGGCCCAGAUGCUUUUACUUGCAGAGAUUAACAAUGAUGCAGUGGAAGUGGACUUUGAUUGGCAGACACCAUAUCACUCCUUGGUUGUGAUCUCGAAAGUCAUCCACGUCUUUCCCGAUCUGACUUCGCAAUCCGACACCGCUUCGUGGCAAAGCAUAGUGACACUUCUUCUCUUCCCUCAUUCCUGGGUCAGGACUGCAUCCUGUCGUCUAUUAGGAUCCCUCUUGGCGACCAGCCCCGUCCGCGCUCCAUUGGACUCCGAUACCUUCUCGGCAUUUUCAAAGUCUGGCAUGAUCGACAUAUCAAAGAAACUGUGUCUCCAACUAAAAGGCCAGCAUCUAGAUGAGCCCCUGAGCCUGCAGUUGGUGAAGAAUCUAUUUUAUAUCGGAAAAUGCUUCGCUCUAUCGACCUCAGUUCCUCCGGAGACCGCAGAAGACGAGUCCAUAGUCGAGCUGGAUGAAGCCGAAGAUCCAGAAGAGACGCCGAAACAAGACAACCCUUUACCAUGGUUGUUUUCGAAGCUUUCAUAUCAGGUCAGAUCUGCGCAUAUUACUCGCCGAAACAGACACAACCAGCCCAAUUGGCACCACCAACCUCUGUCCGUCCUUAGGUGGUUCGCUGCGAUGGCCUCUUUCUUGGAACCCGAAAGACUCGAGAUGUACUUGGUGCAUAUCCUGUCGCCUGUGUAUAGAAUCAUCGAAGAUGACACAAUUCGUGAUCAACAAAUGGACGAAUUGAAAACUCUAGCUACGGAGUUGCAGGAUCUUGUUCAGUCCAGAGUGAGCCCCGCUGCAUUUUCGACGAUAUACAACCAAAUACGACAAGGUCUCUUGGGUGUUCGAAGAGAACGGAAGGCCGUGAAAGCCUUGCAGGUGGCUACUAAUCCUGAGAUGGCAUCAAAGCGGAAGCUUCAAAAGAAUAUCAUGAAGAAGGACAGUCGCAAGAGGAAGGGCGACAUGUUUUCCGAUGGGAAAGGAAAAAUAAAACGGCAUCGUUCAUAGCAAGGUUGUAUAGGACUAUACUUUCUUGAGCACUGUAUCUUAGUUCUUCUCGUGCGAGUUGUUAAUUAGUCGAGCGGAAAAAUCUCAUACGGAGGCUGAAUUCAGAUUAAUGCCAGUGAUUCAAAUUU
Molecule: messenger RNA, 7810 nt
Organism: Guyanagaster necrorhizus
Lineage: Eukaryota; Fungi; Basidiomycota; Agaricomycetes; Agaricales; Physalacriaceae
Exons: 14
Coding region: 45-7682 (2545 amino acids)
Cellular component (GO): 90S preribosome; small-subunit processome; nucleolus
Source: RefSeq, a predicted model, not a curated record